AUGGACAAUAACGAAGAACAUUAUGAAGUAGAAUAUGUCUUCGGUAAGAGAUUAGAUAAAGGGAAUGUGGUCGAUUAUGCAGUCAAAUGGCUUGGAUACGACAAAAAGCAUCAUACUUGGGAACCCAUGUCUAGUUUCAGUGCUGCCUCUUUGCUUUUAAUUGGUCGAUUCGAAAGAUAUUUGGCCUAUAAAAAUUAUUACAAAUUGAUAGCGAAGAAAGUAGAAAAAGCCAAACAACCUAAAAAACCAGAGGAACCCAUAAGAGUACAUAUUAGAAACAGAUUCACUCAAGUCUAAAUCAAAGAGGCCGAAAUUAUAAACAUCGAGUUAGAUACUGAUGAAAUUGUUUAGAAAAAGGAGACCUUCUAAAUCAAUGAUGAUGAUGAUGAUGUUCAAAUAGUAAGUGUCAGUUUCAAACCUAUUAAACAAAGUGAGUCCAAGGAUCUAAACAAGUUCAAAGUGUAGAAAGUAUCACAAACUCUUGAUUUCAAUCGAAUGAUGCACAUAAGGCAAUAACAGCUGAACCCAAUUAAAAUUAACACCUAUAAAAGUAAAUACAAGGUAGAAAAGGAUUAUUUAAAUGAGAUCAUCUUUGAGCAAAGAUAAAAAGAGAAAGAAGUAAACAUGUUAAAAUUUACAGAAAUUAAUGAUAAGUUUGAACCUUCUCAACCUAUUAAAUUAGCAUCAGAAUAUUCCUAAACGGAAGGAUUCUCAACAUUAUAGAAUGUCUAUCGUAAUCAAUAAUUCUAGCACAGAGUUUUUAAUUAGAAAGUCCCCUUUGAAUUUAUCCUAUCUCACCAUCAGGUUUAAAAUGAAUUAUGGUUUAAAUGUCAAAGUGAUGAAUAAGAAAUCUUAUUUUUAGAUCUUCAAACACUCUAACAAAACUAUUCAACUUUGUUAUUAGAUUAUUUGGCUGCAUUCAGUGUGAUGAUUUGA
Messenger RNA from Paramecium tetraurelia, 936 nucleotides. RefSeq lists its product as uncharacterized. The record is from RefSeq and is a predicted model, not a curated record. NCBI's taxonomy places the organism in Eukaryota, Ciliophora, Oligohymenophorea, Peniculida, Parameciidae. The transcript has 2 exons.